AUGAAUCAGUAUUUGGCCACUCAUGACUCAAGUCUAAACACUUCUUUGUCUAAAUAAAAGUACUCAUUCCCAAAAGCCAAAAGAGAACCCAUUCAUAAUAAAUCAGCAACCAACGAAUUAAGUUACAAAUUACCUUAAAACUUGGGAAGCAGAAUGGCUGGAAUCGGCUAUGGAUUCAAACAUGAUUUUUCCAAAGAUGCUAAACCAGUCCCAGCUCCUAAUUUGUAUGAAAUCUAAUCCUUUGCUGAAAAUAAUGUCGACAAGAAGAAGGGACCCACAUUCGCUUAUAGCAGAGAUUAAAUGAAGGCCCAUGGAAUUUGGGGUUCUUUGAAUUUACUUUCUCCAGGUCCUGGUAGAUAUGCUUCAACCAAUUCCCUUGUUGAUAACAAAUUCACCUUUGGACUCAAAUCAGGCUCUUUGAAAUAGUUCAACACUCCUGGACCUGGAACUUAUGAAGCCAUUCAAAUCACAAAUCAAAAAGGAAAUCAAUAUAUCUCAAAAUUCAGAAGCUCUGGUGCUGCCAUCAUAGGCAAAGAUUAAGACAGAUUUAAGACCCUAUAGACCUAAAAUAGUUUUCCUGAACCAGCUAGUUAUGAUAUCUCGAAUACUGGAAUCACUGGAACAGGUUUCUGCCACAAAAAUGGAUUCAAAUCUACAGUCCAAAACUCAUUUCCUAAGGCUACACGAAAAGGACCAUUCGAUUUGGGAGCGUAGAGUCCUGGUCCUGGAAGUUAUAAAGUUUAUUCAGAAUUUGAGUGAUUUUAAUAUAGAAACAUUAAGUUAAAUUCAAUAGAAACAAA
Molecule: messenger RNA, 800 nt
Organism: Paramecium tetraurelia
Lineage: Eukaryota; Ciliophora; Oligohymenophorea; Peniculida; Parameciidae
Exons: 5
Source: RefSeq, a predicted model, not a curated record